Anopheles coustani is the source of this 1827-nucleotide messenger RNA. RefSeq names its product protein slit-like. The record is from RefSeq and is a predicted model, not a curated record. Gene Ontology annotation, molecular function: protein binding. NCBI's taxonomy places the organism in Eukaryota, Metazoa, Arthropoda, Insecta, Diptera, Culicidae. The transcript is spliced from 2 exons. The coding region runs from base 1 to 1827 and encodes 608 amino acids.
AUGUCUGGUGGAGCGAUCCUUAAAGGCGAUCGGACUGGGGAUCGCAUUAGUUUCCUUCGAACAGUGACCCAGUACGGUUCUUUGAGCGGAAUCAACAUGGGACCUCUCGCCAUAGGUGCUUUGGUGGGCUUGACCGUACUCGCGCUUUGCGAGUGGACAAGUGCAGAUGCCAUGAGCUGCGAUUGCAAUUGGGACGGCUGUAUUAUGAUGAAUCCCACGACCGAUGCGCUGAAAAACGCCGAAUCAACUUGUGCGACGGAGAAACAUAACAUAAAUAAUCUGAUGAUCGUAAGAUUCUACCACGAAAACCUGACAACUAAUACUUUCGGUUCCUUCCCUUACCUGACCGAUCUGGAAAUCAACGACGGAAUGCUGAGCAACAUUGAACCGGGAGCGUUCGAGAAAACACCUUAUCUAAAGGCAUUCAUCAUCCGUAAUAACAUGAUCAACACACUGCAGAACGAUACCUUCCGCGGACUGUACGCACUGGAGACCCUGUUCAUUAUCUCCAGCGAGCUCACUACCAUCAGCCCGAACGCCUUUAAUGGCCUGAAGAACCUUACCCAUCUCGACUUGAUGGGCAACAAACUCACGCAACUACCGGAAAAUUUGUUCGCAUCCUCUCCAGCGCUCACAUCGAUCAUCUUGGAAAAAAACCUCAUAAGCAACGUUCUGCCAGCUAGCAUUUUCAAUAAUAUGAAUGACAUUUUCAUGCUCUCCCUGUCUCACAACCGGUUGACUGCGUUCGAAUUUCCUUCCCUAAAGGCAGCACAAGUAUUGCUGCACAACAACUCGCUGACUAGCCUUUAUCUGAACGAUCAUUUCACGCUGGUGCAGGCCGAACAUAACCGUAUCAAAAAACUUUCUGGAACGGGUGCGAAACUGCACACUCUGCAUCUUGCUAAAAAUUAUCUAGCUGACGCUAGUCCCAUCUCGCGAAUGAUCAACCUGGACACGCUCACCCUGAACAACAAUCCACUACGGCCCAACAGUGUGUUCAACAGCCUGCGAAGAUUAGUACAGCUAAACCUACGCCACACCAACAUCAAGCUCACCAAUGAAACGUUCGCCAACAUGGUCGAGCUGAAGCUGCUGGAUCUGUCGUACAACAACCUCAAAGAGCUCGAUCUCAGCAUGUUCUCAGGCCUCGUCGAGCUACAAACCCUCAUCGUGGCGUUCAAUCACAUAGACAAGAUCAACUUCCUCGAACUGCGCGAGUAUCUGCCGAAUCUACGCGUUCUGGAGUUUUGUGGAAACGGUUGGAACGCUACCUACCUAAGUCAUGAGCUAAAGUACGUGAAAAUGUACAAGCUAAAGGCUGGUAAAUAUGUAUGCAAGCCACCGUUCGCCAGUGGGGAGCAGGCUUCAGACGAGACAUAUUACGAUGAUUACGACGAAUACGACUCGUCGAUGGAGGGCCUUCCUUCGAUACCUUUGGAGCAACAGUUCGCUGAAUUUUAUCCUUCAUCUACAACAACUACUACGGCCAAGCCUACUCCUUCUUCUACCGUUAGCACAACUACGCCCAAAACAACCACGUCUAAGAUGACGACGACUUCUACGACCGGUCUACCGAAGCCAUCGACCGAGCCUUCCGUUCGACCGGACACAGACACCAUGGUCCCAGCAGUGGCCCCGUCGUCCACAGCCAACGAGCAGCCCGCAGAAGCCGAUUCUUCUCCCUUGUGUGUGACGUUCCAGGUGAUCCUGUACACAUUUCCAGUGCUUGGAGUUGUAGCCAUUUGCGUAGUGGCAUACUAUAUGCACCAGCGACGCUUGGACAUUCUGUUGAUGGAGUUGAUUCUGUUCGUCUUGCCUAGAAAGUGA